CGGAAGCGCCACCGACGACGAAACGGAGAAAUGUGGCCUUGCUUGGCGUCAGCAAGUCUUCCCCCCGCGUCAUGCCAACCGCAAUGUAACCUUUCUAUCUCCGCGAUAGGCAACCAACCGUUAUGACACUGUCGUAAGCACUGUCGUUUGGUAUGAUGACGCACGCAAAGUCCUGGCCGUUAUGACCGCAGACGCAGAGUCCAUCGUGAGGUCACGGACCGACGAGGCCAGCCAGCCAAGAGGUAUUGGCGACGUGUCCAGAGGCCAACAUCAAGGUUACGAAGCACCAAGACUUCAGGACACAGUGGCGGCGCUUCCGUCGGGCUUCGAAUUCACGGAAGCUGUGGCCCGUGAUGCGGUGAACGCGCGGGCUGCCGGGGACGUAGGAAGGCCCGAGACUGACGCUUUGUCACAGAAGCUGUACCAAACACACGAGGGCAGCCCCUCUGCGAACCCCAGCGGCGAACGGUACCACGCCUCAGCUACAGACCAUUACGGUGGCCUCGGAAAUUUCGGUGGUUCAGGUGACCUCGGCUUUCCAGAUGCCAUGAGGUACUACCACUACGGCUCGGGAGAGGGACCGAAGGCGUACAACACGCAACACGCGUACGCCUACGAGAAAGUUUAUCCGGAGCGCACCUACAGCACCAACCACGCCACGUCUUACGAAAAACACUACGAUGACGACAACAACAAAGGGAGGCCGUGGGGCGGCGGGUACGAGUCACGUUACAGUAGCAGCUAUCCCAUCAGAGGUGGCGGCGGCGGCGGCUACGGCUUCCGACACGGCGACAGCUACGGUUCGGGAAAAGGGAGCGGUGGGUACGGGUCGGGCUACACCAUCGGCUACAGACCGAAGGGAGGAGGCUACGGAUCGCGCUACGACUCCCGGCCGGCGGCCGCUUCGUCUUCGGGGAGCCGCAGAGGCGGUGGGAGAGCUGGCCCCAAGAUAAAACGCUACGUCUACAAGAACCCGUACGACCAGAGCACAACGCGCGUUGUGCAAAUGCACUCGGGCAGCGGACCUCCCAGCUGGGCUGCGUCGAGUGAAAACCGGCAGCUGUGGAAACCCGACGGCAGGGAACAUUUCGUGUUAGGACUGAUGCGCGAUGGCUGAUGGGGUGUUGCCUUCUUUUUUGUUGGUUUCUAUUCAUUUGUCUUGGCAACGUCUUACCACGAUGCUUUCCCCCGUGGAAUCUGACGGAUGUAAACGCGAUCGGUUGAGAGGUGCUCAAUUCGAACUCGGUUUAUUCGACAUCGCUUUUAAUUCGAA
Messenger RNA from Dermacentor silvarum, 1273 nucleotides. RefSeq names its product pro-resilin-like. The transcript is spliced from 3 exons. The coding region runs from base 182 to 1117 and encodes 311 amino acids. NCBI's taxonomy places the organism in Eukaryota, Metazoa, Arthropoda, Arachnida, Ixodida, Ixodidae. The record is from RefSeq and is a predicted model, not a curated record.